ACCAGCAGGCCAUAUUUAUUGAUAUAUUAGACCAGCAGUCAGUAGUUAUUGAUAUAUUGGACCAGCAGUCAGUAUUUAUUUAUAUAUUAGACCAGCAGUCACUGUUUAUUGAUAUAUUAGACCAGCAGUCACUGUUUAUUGAUAUAUUAGACCAGCAGUCAGUAUUUAUUGAUAUAUUAGACCAGCAGUCACUGUUUAUUGCAAUAUUAGACCAGCAGUCCAUAUUUAUUGAUAUAUUAGACCAGCAGUCACUAUUUAUUGAUAUAUUAGACCAGCAUUCAGUAGUUAUUGAUAUAUUGGACCAGCAGUCAGUAUUUAUUUAUAUAUUAGACCAGCAGUCACUGUUUAUUGAUAUAUUAGACCAGCAGUCAGUAUGUAUUGAUAUAUUGGACCAGCAGUCAGUAUUUAUUGAUAUAUUAGACCAGCAGUCACUGUUUAUUGCAAUAUUAGACCAGCAGUCCAUAUUUAUUGAUAUAUUAGACCAGCAGUCGUUAUUUAUUGAUAUAUUAGACCAGUCAGUAGUUAUUGAUAUAUUGGACCAGCAGUCAGUAUUUAUUUAUAUAUUAGACCAGCAGUCACUGUUUAUUGAUAUAUUAGACCAGCAGUCAGUAUGUAUUGAUAUAUUGGACCAGCAGUCAGUAUUUAUUGAUAUAUUAGACCAGCAGUCACUGUUUAUUGAUAUAUUAGACCAGCAGUCCAUAUUUAUUGAUAUAUUAGACCAGCAGUCACUGUUUAUUGAUAUAUUAGACCAGCAGUCGUUAUUUAUUGAUAUAUCAGACCAGCAGUCACUGUUUAUUGAUAUACUAGACCAGCAGUCACUGUUUAUUGAUAUAUUAGACCAGCA
Pelobates cultripes (western spadefoot toad) is the source of this 844-nucleotide messenger RNA. Lineage: Eukaryota; Metazoa; Chordata; Amphibia; Anura; Pelobatidae. The record is from the annotation of a GenBank genome assembly.